This is a messenger RNA of Chenopodium quinoa (quinoa), 1921 nucleotides long. Its product is annotated as QWRF motif-containing protein 7-like. Gene Ontology annotation, cellular component: cytoplasm; centrosome; nuclear microtubule. Bases 305 to 1744 code for a protein of 479 amino acids. Gene Ontology annotation, molecular function: microtubule binding. Gene Ontology annotation, biological process: spindle assembly; centrosome cycle. The transcript has 5 exons. The record is from RefSeq and is a predicted model, not a curated record. NCBI's taxonomy places the organism in Eukaryota, Viridiplantae, Streptophyta, Magnoliopsida, Caryophyllales, Amaranthaceae.
UAAGGUUAUGUUACAUGGUUAUCUGCAUACUGGUCUUGUUUGCUGAACAUUUUGUUUGUUUGAUUUUCGAUUCUUCGGCCCUUUUCAACUGAAUUUCUAGGCAGUUUCUUGAUAGUUUUCUCUUCUUUUUGAAAAAUCUCCCAUUCAUAAGAAGGAAUUAGUCAUAUUGCAGGCUAAGCAUGACAGCUUAACCUCUAGCUGUAUUUAAAUCUUAUAAAUAGACAAUUUUGUCUUGGUGGUUUUCUUGACACAAGUGAUGAAAGUGACAUAUUAAGCUUAUGGACUAAGCCGUCUCAUUUAUUAUAUGCCUCAACGUGCCCGCAACUCCUAUUUGCAUGUAAGUGAUGUAACUGUGCGACACUCCCACCACUAUGGUUUCUUGGUUUCAUUGAAUCUCAUAAAAUGUCUUCCUAUUCUUAACAAGAUGGCAAUUUUCUGCAAACAAAGCGAUCCCGAUAUGGAAACUAGUACACCCAUGACCCCCAACUCCAAAGUUCGUCGUCCCCAAUCUGCUGGAAUUCCUCGCUCACCACGCUUGAGUCGUAGCAGCAGUGGUGCAUCAACUGCUUCCACUUCAGAGUCUCGUGGGACAUCCCCAUAUCGUUCCACAAACCGGGUUUCAUCCGUUUCUCUUCCUGAGGUCCGUGCCUCAAGGUCUGCCACCUCAUCCCCUAGACAAUCAGUUCAUCGGACAAGGUCAAUAAUCAAGACUAGAAGCGCCACUAAGGAGGAGAAAGACGAGGAAAGCUACAACAAUAUUCCUAUAUCCAAAGUCAUAGGCAGUCCACGAAGGAGACUAAGCUUGGAUAGCAAGGAUUCAAAGGAAGAUCACAACAAUGCAAACCAGAGUAAUUUGGCUAGGCUAUUUAGGUCGAAUUCUCAUAACACAAUAUCGAAGGCAGUAGAAAGGUCCUUGAUCAAAUCCCCCUCUGCAUGGGCCCUGUCUCCAGGCCGUCCAUUGUCCGCCCCGCCUUUGGCACCAGAGUCACCUAAGGUGAAAACUGUAAGUGGGGUUCUGAAGUACUUCAAUAAGCAGAAGAAGGUAUCAUCAGCUCAAGAGGAAGAAUUUCACCAAUACAAGAUUAUGCAUAGUAGGCUGCUUCAAUGGAGAUUUGCCAAUGCUAAGGCUGAGGCUGCUAUGGCAACUGUUAGGCGAAAAGCAGAGGAGAGAGUGUUUGGUGUAUGGCUGAAACUAUACAAAAUGAGAUAUGCAAUUGCUGAAAAGAGGAUGAAAGUGGAAAGACUAAAGAAAAAAGUAAAGUUUCUUGAAAUUUUAUGCCCACAAAUUGAGCUUCUCAAUGAGUGGGAAAAAUUGGAGAAAAAAAAUUGUGAAGCUGUUGGUAGAGUUACCAGGAAGCUCUCUGCUUACUCUACUAAACUUCCAUUAGUUGAUGGUGCAAUGGCUGAUAUAGUUUCUGUAUAUGAUGCUAUGAAAUCAGCUUUGGAAGUUGUAGAAAAUAUUGAAGACACCAUCAUAGACCUUCAAAAUCAGAAUGAAAAAGCAAGCAAUACAUUAAGGGAGCUUGUGUAUACUGUCAAUCAAAACGUGGAAUGCUUUCAAGAUUUGGAGAAGGAAAUUGCAUCUGUUAUGUCACUAGAGGCACAUGAGAAAAGCUUGGUAGUACAUCUCAUACAGGGAAAUAAGGAGCCAGAGGAAAGCCAGAGGAAUUGUAAACAUCACCUUAUGAGAACUUUCAAAAACAAGGAGACAGCUUUAAUUUUUUCUAUGUUAAAUGUCUCUUAAUUUAUUUGUUAUGUAUCAAUUGAUCAUAUUGUUCUUGCAUGCUAUGUCUAUAUCUAAAAUUGCCCCCAAAAGUGGUGAGGCUGAAAUUUUGUAUGAUGAUGGGUCUUACAAAGGCCAAAUUUUGAAAGAAUUAUAUCAAAAUUCUAUAAAUAUAUAUACAUGAUUGAGCUAGAGCAU